GGUGCGCGCGUCACCUCCGCCCGCUUCUCCUGCUCCGCCCCGCGGCGGGUCCCCGCCGCCCCCCUGCCAUGGCGCUGAUGGCCGGCGUGAUCCGGCGGCUGGAUGAGGCCGUGGUGAACCGCAUUGCGGCCGGCGAGGUCAUCCAGAGACCGGCCAACGCCAUCAAGGAGAUGGUGGAGAACUGUUUGGAUGCUAAAUCUACCAGCAUCCAGGUAAUAGUGAAAGAAGGUGGUCUGAAGCUCAUCCAGGUCCAAGAUAAUGGCUGUGGUAUCAGGAAAGAAGAUCUGGACAUUGUAUGUGAGAGAUUUACUACGAGUAAACUGCAAAAAUUUGAAGACUUGGCCAGUAUAUCCACAUAUGGUUUUAGGGGUGAGGCAUUGGCUAGCAUAAGUCAUGUUGCACAUGUUACAGUAACUACUAAGACUGCUGAUGGAAAAUGUGCAUACAGAGCUACGUACAGCGAUGGAAAAAUUAAAGGCCCUCCAAAACCUUGUGCUGGAAACCAAGGGACUCAGAUUAUGGUUGAAGACCUUUUUUAUAAUGUAAAUACAAGAAGGAAAGCUUUAAAAAAUCCAAGUGAAGAGUAUGCAAAAAUACUGGAGGUUGUUAGCAGGUAUGCCAUCCAUAACUCAGGCAUCAGCUUUUCAGUUAAAAAGCAAGGUGAUACUGUGUCAGAUGUUAGAACCUUAUCAAAUGCCUCAACAGUGGAUAAUAUCAGGUCCAUCUUUGGAAAUGCUGUUAGCAGAGAACUGAUAGAAGUGGGCUGUGAAGAUGCAAGCUUGGCCUUUAAAAUGAAAGGUUACAUAACGAAUGCAAACUACUCUGUGAAGAAAUGUAUAUUUUUACUCUUCAUAAACCAUCGACUGGUAGAGUCAACCGCUUUGCGGAAAGCCAUAGAAACUGUCUAUGCUGCUUAUUUACCAAAAAGUACGCAUCCGUUCCUAUACUUAAGUCUGGAAAUAGCUCCUCAGAAUGUAGAUGUGAAUGUGCAUCCUACAAAACAUGAAGUCCAUUUCCUUCAUGAGGAUAGUAUUCUAGAGCGUGUGCAGCAACAUGUAGAGAGCAAGUUAUUGGGCUCUAAUUCUUCACGGAUGUACUUCACCCAGACAUUGCUGCCGGGGGCUGAAUGUUCUUCCAGUGAGGUAGUAAAAUCAGCAGCAAACUCUGCUGCGACUACCAAAGGAACGAGUGAUAAAGUUUAUGCACACCAGAUGGUCCGCACCGAUUCCAGAGAGCAAAAGCUGGAUGCUUUUCUUCAGCCAGUGAACAACCCACUAAGCACAGGCCCCACAGAAGUGACAGCAGAGGACAGCGUGGGACUCCCUGAGGGCACAGUCAGGCCACAAGAUGCUGAAAUGGAAGAUGUCAGUGAUGCAGCUGAACUCGCUGGUGCUCAGAGGGACACAGUGACAGCUGGGGGCCUGAGUGAGGGUAGAGACUUGCCUCUGGAAACAGUGCCUGCUCGAAAGAGACCACGCGAAGACAUUGAUGUAGAAAUGGAGAAAGAGGAUAAUAGAAAGGAAAUGACUGCUGCCUGCACCCCAAGAAGAAGAAUUAUCAACUUGACCAGUGUGUUGACCCUCCAGGAGGAAAUUAGUAACCAGGCGCAUGCAGGUCUUCAAGAGAUGCUACACAAUCACUCAUUCGUUGGCUGUGUCAGUCCUCAGUGGGCUCUGGCACAAUAUCAAACAAAACUGUAUCUUCUCAAUACAACAAAACUCAGCCAAGAACUCUUCUACCAGAUACUUAUUUAUGACUUUGCAAACUUUGGAGUCUUAAGGUUGUCUGAGCCAGCUCCUUUAUUUGAGCUUUCAAUGCUCGCUUUAGAGGACCCUGAAAGUGGCUGGACAGAAGAAGAUGGCCCAAAGGAAGGGCUAGCUGAAUACAUUGUUGAAUUUCUGAAAAAGAAGACUGAAAUGCUGAAAGAUUAUUUCUCUCUUGAAAUUGAUGAGGAAGGAAACCUUACAGGAUUACCACUUCUGAUAGACAACUAUGUUCCCCCAUUGGAAGGGCUACCACUGUUUAUCCUUCGCUUGGCCACAGAGGUAAACUGGGAUGAAGAAAAGGAAUGUUUUGAAAGCCUGAGUAAAGAAUUAGCCAUCUUCUACUCCAUUAGAAAGCAAUAUAUAAUAGAUGAAUCCAACCUUACAAACUCUCAGAAUGAAGACUCUGACUCUGGUUCAACAACAUGGAAAUGGACUGUGGAACACAUAGUUUACAAAGCUUUUAGGACUCAUCUUUUGCCUCCUAAGUACCUCACUGAAGAUGGCAACAUUCUGCAGCUUGCUAACCUGCCUGACCUGUAUAAAGUUUUUGAGAGAUGUUGAGCAGGGCUAGUGACUGUGGUUAUUUCAGAACUCUGCCCUGCAUUUUGAAAUCAUCCCUUUCAACCAAGGAUUCCAAAAAUAAAAACAAGAGUCCUAUGACUGAUAACAAGUGACUAUAUAUAAACAAGAUAAUGCAUUUCAAAGAACAGUUGCAAAUGACAACUGAUUGCUGGCUCCUGGGUCAGAGAUUUUUUUUUUCUUGCUAGAAAAAAAACACCCCACACUCAAACUUUAACUUGACUCCUGACCCUUCCUGAGGCUGUAUAAGAGUCCUGGAAUAUCACAGAUAUUGUCACAACAAGGCUCUCAGAGAAAACAUCAUUCAGGAGCAUGUUCCAGUCUCAGUUGUGCACUUAACAGGAAGUGAAUUAGAAGUGAACUAUAUGCCAUAUAAGAAGAGGCAUUAGCAGAGGUUUUGUCCUCCCCCACAUGAAUUUUCUCCAAAACUCCAAAGUAUCCCUUAUCCUCAGAAUACACAGCUUAAAAACAAUGAAUCAAGACCCUCAUGGUUUCUUCUAAACAAGUAUGCAAAGUGAACAGGCAGAGUUUAACAGAAUAGAAAGAGAUCUAUGUCAUAACCAACAUAUCAUUCUCUUCAAUUGAAUACAUAGGCCUAGGCCUAGACCCUGCAGAUUCUCCUCAACAAGGAAAACUUUUUUUUUUUUUUUUCCCAAAGUCUAAGAGACAUCCAGCAUACAAACAGAACAUGAAAGAGAGCUUUAAUUUUGCACUGUAAAGAUGGCUUUUCCUUUAGAAAGCAACUCCAAUGCAAGCAGAAGCACCAAGAGCAAAGAAAGAGCCUGAAAUUUGCCUUGGUUUGAAAACUCCUGAAGGGAGAUUUGCAACAGGAAAACAUCUGAUACCAGUCCAAAGGAAUGACUCCUCCUGGAUCAAGUGUUGGGCUCUAACUAGCCUAAAGCAAAGUCUAACGCUGGGUAGCCCUACUUCAAGUGGUUCAGAAUUGUAAUUCAGCAGGUCUUCCCAUUUGUGAUGCACCAGCUUGAAAUGGAAGGAAGUUCUUAAUAACAUUUAGUGUCCACAGAAAGUGGGCUACAGCCAAAAAUGACUAUAGUACAGAUCAAAAAAAUACUUCUUAAGAACGUGAAAAUCAGAAUUCAGUGUUCUGUGAAGACUUUGUUCUUUCUUGUUGGUAACUCAGUAUUUUAAAAGAAAACACACACCUUUUCUGGUCAGUAAAGUGUCCAUUUAAUAAACUCCCUAGCCACAUUUCCCACCCACUUCCUCCCACCCUAAAGUUUUAAUUCACACUUAAGCAGCAGAUGACAUACAAUUUGAUAGUGUACAACACAAGUUUUUAAAUCUGUACUCUUAUACUAAGAGUAUCAGGGGCUAGUAUUUGACAAAAUUACCUAGAACUCAGAUGUGCCCAUGCAAAAAAGCAGAUUUAUGUACAGUCCCUAUUUAUUUUCUUAUAAAUUUAAAUAUUUUACAAAAAAUGCAUUUUCAAAAUGUAUAAAGUUUAGUGAAUACCCCUUAUGUAUCUUAAAAUAAAAUGUUAUCUGAUUUCAAAGGUUAUUUCAACAGUCUAGCAUCAUUGAAAUCUAAAUUGCACCAUACAAAAGGCACUUGUGCUGUGUGAUGUCUUGAGCAAAUAUAGCUGUUAGUUUA
Molecule: messenger RNA, 3956 nt
Organism: Rhea pennata
Lineage: Eukaryota; Metazoa; Chordata; Aves; Rheiformes; Rheidae
Gene: MLH1
Product: mutL homolog 1
Exons: 20
Coding region: 69-2327 (752 amino acids)
Biological process (GO): mismatch repair; somatic hypermutation of immunoglobulin genes
Cellular component (GO): MutLalpha complex
Molecular function (GO): ATP hydrolysis activity; mismatched DNA binding; ATP-dependent DNA damage sensor activity
Source: RefSeq, a predicted model, not a curated record